UCACGUGCGCUCCCGUCAUGCCCCGCAAGCUGCCGUUCAGCGCCAAGCGGAAAAAGCAACAGCUCCGGGACCGGCGGGAGCGGAAACGGGGCGAUGCCCCGGCCGGGCCGGCCUCGGGCCCCGGCAGCCGCAGCGGGAGCCGCGAGCGGGGCGGCGAUGGCCCCCCCGGAGACCCCCCCCCGGAGCCCCCCCGGCGCCACGACCCCGGCAGGUUCCGGCUGCAGCUGGGGGGGCCCCGGGCCGAGGCCCUGGAGCGGAGCGGGCGCCGGGCCCAGGAGGAGCUGCUGGAGCUGCUGCCCGAGAGCGCCCUGGAGCUGGAUCCCGACAGCGUCUACGGGCCCGGGCUGGAUUUCCCCCGGCGCCCGCCCUGGAGCUUCGGGAUGAGCCCCGAGGAGCUGCGGGCGCGGGAGGAGGCGGCGUUUGGGGACUUCCUCAGGGCCCUGGGGGACAGCCCUGGGGACAGCCCUGGGGACAGCAGAGGGGACAGCCGGGGCCUGGCGCCCUUCGAGCACAACCUGGAGACGUGGCGGCAGCUGUGGCGCGUGCUGGAGAUGUCCGACAUCGUGCUGGUCAUCGCCGACGCCCGGCACCCGGCGCUGGGCGUGCCCCCAUCCCUGUGCGCCCACGUCACGCAGCGCCUGGCCAAGGGUCUCAUCCUCAUCCUCAACAAGGUGGACCUGGCCCCGCCCUCGGUGGCCGUGGCCUGGAGCCACCUGCUGAGGGCUCGCUACGGCCCCGGCCGCGUGGUCCCGUUCAGCACCUGCCCCGGACCCCCCCCCGGCCCCGGACUGCAGAAGAGGCAGAAGAAGAGGGGGGGGCGCUGGGGCCGCGCCGUGGGACCCCGACUGCUGCUGGAGGCCUGCGAGGAGAUCGUGGGGGGGGCCGUUGACCUGAGCAGCUGGCGGGCGCGGCUGGAGCGGGCGGAGCAGCGCCCCGAGGAUGAUGAAGAUGAUGAGGAUGAGGAGGAGGAGGAGCCCCUGGGAGGGGAUGAAGAGGAGGAGGAGGAGGGGGCGGGGCCUGGGGACGUGGCCCCGCCCCGGCAGUGGGAGCGCUACCGGCACGGCGUGCUGACCCUGGGCUGCGUGGGGCUGCCCAACGCAGGUAAAUCGUCGGUGCUGAACGCGGUGCUGGGCCGCAGCGCAGUGGGCGUGUCCCGCGCCCCCGGCCGCACCCGCUACUUCCAGACGCAUUUCCUGACGGCCCAGGUGCGGCUCUGCGACUGCCCCGGCCUCGUGUUCCCCUCCCGGGCCCCGCCUGAGCUGCAGGUCCUGGCAGGGGUGUACCCCAUAGCCCAGCUGCAGGACCCCUAUUCUGCCGUGGGCUUUUUGGGGUCCCGCCUGGCCCUGCCCCCCCUGCUGCAGCUGCGCCCCCCAAACGGCCCCGGCUGGACGGCCUGGGAGCUCUGCGAAGCCUGGGCAGAGCAGAGAGGCUACAAGACGGCGCGGGCGGCUCGGAACGACGUGGCCAGGGCGGCCAACGGGCUCCUGAGGAUGGCGGCCGAGGGCAGGAUCAGGCUGUGCCUCAGGCCCCCGGGCUAUUCCCUGCAGAAAGAGCACUGGGAGCUCCACCCCGACACCGCGGCCAUGGCGGCCAUGACAGGGGGCGGGGCCACCACCCCUCCCCCACCCGGCGCCGCCUCCAGCUCCGAGGACGACGAGGGGGAGGAGCCAGAGGAGGCCACGCCCCCUCCCAGCCCCGCCCCCAACCCCUUCGCGCUGCUGGGGGAGGACGAGUGCUGAGCCACGCCCCCUUUCGGGGGAGGAGCCAAUCGGAGCGCGCGGAUUAGCAUACGGCCACAUAUGGAAUAAAGGGUUUAUUUC
Camarhynchus parvulus is the source of this 1820-nucleotide messenger RNA. RefSeq names its product G protein nucleolar 1 (putative) (gene GNL1). Gene Ontology annotation, molecular function: GTPase activity; GTP binding. Lineage: Eukaryota; Metazoa; Chordata; Aves; Passeriformes; Thraupidae. The transcript is spliced from 12 exons. The record is from RefSeq and is a predicted model, not a curated record. The coding region runs from base 18 to 1739 and encodes 573 amino acids.